GGCACUGUCUCAGACCUUCCUCAGAGCUACUCUCAGAAAAGCAAGCUUCUUGUGGUUUCACCCAGAACAAUCUUGAGGAGCCUCUAGAUUUAAAAAAUGAACCCCACAGAUAUAGCAGACACCACCAUGGAUGACAGCAUCUACAACAGUUACUAUCUGUAUGAAAACAUCCCCAAGCCUUGUACUAAACAAGGCAUCAAAGCCUUUGGGGAGCUCUUCCUGCCCCCUCUUUACUCCUUGGUCUUUCUGUUUGGUCUGUUUGGAAAUUCUGUGGUGGUUCUGGUCCUGUUCAAGUACAAGCGGCUCAAGUCCAUGACUGACGUGUACCUGCUCAACCUCGCCAUCUCGGAUCUGCUCUUUGUGCUUUCCCUCCCAUUCUGGGGCUACUAUGCUGCAGAGCAGUGGGUUUUUGGGCUAGGUCUAUGCAAGGUUAUUUCCUGGACAUACCUGGUGGGCUUUUACAGUGGCAUAUUCUUCAUCACGCUCAUGAGCAUCGACAGGUACCUCGCAAUUGUGCAUGCGGUGUUUUCCUUGAAAGCAAGAACUGUGACCUAUGGACUCAUCACCAGCCUGGCUACGUGGUCAGUGGCUAUCUUCGCCUCCCUUCCUGGCCUUUUGUUCAGCACUAGUUAUACAGAGCGCAACCAUACCUACUGCAAAACCAGGUACUCUGUCAACUCCACCACGUGGAAGGUUCUGAGCUCCCUGGAGAUCAACAUUCUAGGACUGGUGAUCCCCUUGGGCAUCAUGCUGUUUUGCUACUCCAUGAUCAUCAGGACCUUGCAGCACUGUAAAAACGAGAAGAAGAGCAAGGCAGUGAAGAUGAUCUUUGCUGUGGUGGUGCUCUUCCUCGGCUUCUGGACACCCUACAAUGUAGUGCUCUUCCUGGAGAUGCUAGUGGAGUUAGAAGUUCUCCAGGACUGCACCUUGGAGCGGUACCUGGACUAUGCCAUCCAGGCCACAGAAACCCUGGCUUUUGUUCACUGCUGCCUCAAUCCAGUCAUCUACUUUUUUCUAGGGGAAAAAUUUCGCAAGUACAUUGUACAACUGUUCAAAACCUGCAGGGGCCCUUUUGUGCUCUGCCAGUACUGUGGGCUCCUCCAAAUGUACCCUGCCGAGACACCCAGCUCCUCUUACACACAGUCCACUGUGGAUCAUGAUUUCCGUGAUGUUUUGUAGAAGAUGAAAAUGCUAAACAGAGUUAAUGGAUGUCCAUAUUCAUUGCUUGCUUAAAAUCGUGUUUUAGUGAGAAGGAAGACUCAUAUCCACAGUGAAAAGUGGGCUGCUCAGCCUGCAGUCUGCUCGUCCUUUUCCUGUGGAUGAGUUCAGCUCUGUGAGGGUUCACCUGACUAAGCUUCCCUCUUCACCCCGGGCCUGCCUGCAGGAAGAGGCCAAUCUGAGGCAAGCUGUAAAUGAUGUCUCUGUGGGAUCCUAUGGAAGGGACAGACCACCCCCCCAACCUAUACCGAGGGCUGCUCCAGAGGAGCUGCAGAGCACCUGCCGGUGGUGAAAAUGGCCCUCUGACUCAUUUCUAGCUCUGUGGAAGAAUAUAGAAAACUUUAACAUGCUGUCAUUGUGUUUUCUCAAUAAUAUACCUGAAACAUGGUAUAUUUCAUGAAUAUGUGUAGAAACAGUGAAAUGAACAUAGGUAUCUAUUCUUUUAUUAUAAAAGAUUGAUUGUUAAU
Castor canadensis (American beaver) is the source of this 1685-nucleotide messenger RNA. NCBI's taxonomy places the organism in Eukaryota, Metazoa, Chordata, Mammalia, Rodentia, Castoridae. The record is from RefSeq and is a predicted model, not a curated record.